This is a messenger RNA of Octopus sinensis (East Asian common octopus), 901 nucleotides long. RefSeq names its product membrane metallo-endopeptidase-like 1. Lineage: Eukaryota; Metazoa; Mollusca; Cephalopoda; Octopoda; Octopodidae. Gene Ontology annotation, biological process: protein processing. The coding region runs from base 110 to 901 and encodes 263 amino acids. The record is from RefSeq and is a predicted model, not a curated record. Gene Ontology annotation, molecular function: metalloendopeptidase activity. The transcript has 9 exons. Gene Ontology annotation, cellular component: plasma membrane.
AUGAGAUAGGCAGAUAAAGACUAGGGGAAUUGUAAUAAUUAGUCAUGUAGAGAUAAUAAUUAUUCAAACAACAACAUUAGCGAGCUGCGGACCUCUCGUUGCCAGCACCAUGGAAUGUACCAAGAAACAUUACCUUUUCCUGACGAUCGUAUUGGGAAUUUUAUCGACGAGCUUAAUAAUUGCAAUCUGUUUAGUCAAAAGCAAGGAAAAUGACAAAACCUGCGCAGGUGGUGACCAGUGUUUGAAGAAAGAGUGUCUGGAAGCAGCUGCCAUGAUUCUAAAUUCAAGGAACACAUCUGUGAAUCCUUGCGACGAUUUCUAUGAACAUUCCUGUGGAAAUUGGAUAGCAACACAUGAAAUCUCACCGAGGGACAAUGCUGCUGGAGUCUUUUUGAGUCUUAGAGAUAUUCUUGACGAACGUCUGAGAGAUUUGCUGGAAGGAACUUAUGAGGAUAUACUGACAUCAAUAAAACAAGCGAAGACCCUAUUUCAUUCCUGUGAUGAUAUCUAUUCGAUUGAACAAUUAAAUAUAACAAAUGUAAUUACCAACACCUUUAAUAGGUAUAUUGAUAAUGACAUGAUCAAACUUUUAAGUUUAUAUGGUGGAAGAGGCCUGGCACCAAUAACUGUUACUCAAGACACGAAGAAUAGUUCCAUAAUUAAAAUUUAUUUUUCGUGGAUCAAUCCUAUUCUCAAGCGAAACCAGACAAACAAAGAGCAAUUUCAGAACUUAGUUGAAGGGUUCCAGGAUCUCAUUGAUGUGAAUACUGUUAUUAAUAUGGAGACAAAGAUAUUAAACAUGACGUAUCUUAAUGUUGAGAACGAAAAAGUCACCUUAGAAGACUUAUCAAACGAAACUGCGGUAAGUCAGUUACUUAAACAAAUACAUUUAUCCGAUUAA